Letharia lupina is the source of this 375-nucleotide messenger RNA. RefSeq lists its product as uncharacterized. The transcript has 2 exons. NCBI's taxonomy places the organism in Eukaryota, Fungi, Ascomycota, Lecanoromycetes, Lecanorales, Parmeliaceae. The record is from RefSeq and is a predicted model, not a curated record. The coding region runs from base 1 to 375 and encodes 124 amino acids.
AUGGCUACCACUCACUGGAAAAUCAUCACGGCCGCCAUAGCCGAUGACCCCAUCCUCCUGCGAAACAGCGUCAUAGCCAAGACCCAAGAUUUGGCGGCGAUAGUGCAAAUGGAGCCCGGCUGGACGUAUUGCUACUACGAUGUCAUCGACCCCGGUCCGUUGCCGCGCGUCAUCGUCUUCAGACCGCCGCGGGGGGAACCGCGAUUCGGGACCGUACGGGUCGUCAACGGCGACCAGACGUCGGUCCUGUGGGACGUGUUUUCGGAACCGGAUCUGUCGGCCCGGAGUAUUUACAUGGGAUAUUUCCCACCUGCCUGCGUUUGCCAUCUGAAAGAUGUCGACACCAAACUUGUUACGUUCCCCGGUAUCCAAUAG